Molecule: messenger RNA, 2509 nt
Organism: Notechis scutatus (mainland tiger snake)
Lineage: Eukaryota; Metazoa; Chordata; Lepidosauria; Squamata; Elapidae
Source: RefSeq, a predicted model, not a curated record
GUAAAGUGACGGGCGCGUUCAGUUCUUGCGGCUGUCGCCUCGGUAUGUCCGGGAUGGCGGCACUCUUGAGGAGACGAGGGUUUCUAUACAGCCUAGGCGGUUGCCCGUACUUAGUCUCGACCUGCUUCGGCUGCAGGUUUUUGUCGUCCUCAGUCUCCGGGGAGCCUACGCAGGGCGAAGAUCCGGAGAGGAAGAGCGCGCCCUCGCCUCCCAAGACAAAGGUUUCACGUUUUUACCCGCCUUCAGAUUCUUGCUGUGAUUGGAUUGGACCUCCUGAUCAAUAUUCAAAUCUUCGACCAGUAAUAUUUUAUGUUCCUAAACAUGAAACUCCAUUGGAGCGAAGACUGAGAGAACUUAGGCAGGAAACCCAGGCUUGGAAUCAAGAAUUCUGGACAAAUCAAAAUUUAUCAUUUAGAAAGGAAAAAGAAGAAUUUAUUUGUUCUAGACUGAAAGCCAAGGGUAUACAGCCAAGAGAUGAAAAAGGUCAGAAAGCAUCACUGACUAUAGAGGAAAUGGCUGAAUUUUACAAAGAUUUCCUAAGUAAAAACUUGGGAAAAAAUGUAUACUACAAUAGGGAAUGGUACAAACGGAAUUUUGCUAUCACAUUCCUCAUGGGACAAGUAGCGUUUGAAAAAGCGUGGAAGAAAUUUGGACUGAAAUGAAAUACAAACUAACAGCAACUUUGGUUUUUUCAACCAAAGAUGAGACGAAGAAUUGAGUUUCUCUUCUAAAUUAUAUCAAAGCAUUCUGGUAUAUUUGUAUAUAGGUGCUUAUUUUUAUUUAUUUAUUUAUUUUGUUCAUUUAUAUAUCAGAUGCUUCUGGCUGACAGCAAUGGUUAAGAAACAGUAUUAAUAUAUAAUGGAAAACUAUAAAAUAAAUAAUAAUUAUAAUAGAACUGUCUAAAACAAAUGAUUAAACCCCAGAAAUUGCAGUAUCAGAACAAUAAAUCAAAAGAUGAUUAAAGAAUACAAUAAAAGGAAGAGGAUACCCAGUCCAACAAGUUAGGUUCAUGCCCAGUGCCUUGUCAAAACAGUGAGGGGAGAAUGGCAUUGAACUUAGUAAACAUACAUUACACUUUAGUCAUAUAGUGUAAUUUAAAUGUUCCUUUUCCUUCCACUGGAGUUGCUCUUAGUCUGUCUAAAUAUAAAAAUGAUUAACAUUGCAUACAAGAACACUGCAUAUGUCAGGAACUUGAUACUCAUAGAGUAAAAUAAAUUAAUACUUAGUCAUGGUGAGUCUUUUGUUAUAAAAGACUGGUAAUUUAUUAAUACUGUUUCAACUAUAAAUAAUUCAAAUAAUAUUUUUCUAUGGAACUGUAAUUACCACUCAUGAAGAUGCCAGCAUUAUACUGUAAUGCAUGAAGAUGAUACUGUACUUGUGUCAUUUACAUCAUUAUCUCUGAAAAGUUUAUAAUUUAGGAAUGGUUCUCCUAAUAAAGACUUUUGUUGCUGGGUAUGAAUUGCUUUGUCCUGCAUUGCAUUAUUUAAAAAUUUGUGACCAAAUGUAUAGAACAUCUUGCUAAAUGGCUGAAAAUUGUAUGUUAACAACACAUGCUAUGAUGUGGCAUGGGAACAUCUGAGAAGGAUAGGUCCAAGGACCAGAGAAGUAGAAAUGCCAAAUCUGCCCAACAAGACACAUCAAAUGCCAUUCUGAAACCUGUUUGGGCUUUUUCCGAGAUAAAAGAAAUUAUCUGGCUGCAUAUGAAACACUUAAGACAUAUUGGACCUGCAGCAUGGAUCCCAGGAAAAUAUAAAGAGGACUGGAUUGAUCCAGAUAAUCCAGCACGAUCCAGAUCUCUGCUUUACUAACAGUGUCCAAUCCUUUCAUCUUUUUUACACAUCAUUAAUUGCUAAAUGACUGAAAUAUUUUAAGAUGAGUUUGGAAUUAAUGCUUCAUUUAAUUAAAUACAAACAUGUCUCCAUUUUGAUGUAUUCAUUUUUUAAAAUCUCAUAUUCAGUAUUCAUUCUAGAAGAAAUCAUCUGUGUCUGUCAAUCUAUUCUUACAUAAAUAUUACCUUUAUUUAUUGAUUUGCACAUCCGAUGCCUCUUUAAUAGAUGUAUGAUAGAUUGCAUUAGUUUAAUGGAAAAGCAGCAACUAUUCCACAACUCAAAAUAUAUACCAUAUGGCAUGUCAUAUAAUGAUUUGCUCAUGGCAUUAUUCUGAAAAGUGGCUCAUUGUGAUCGACUUCUGCCUGAAUAGAAAGGUUCCUGGUGGAUUUUGCAUAGAGCAGUACUUCUAAUGGAUUCAGAUUGUGCGUUCCUUCCACACAUGGAAAGAUUGCUUUUAUUACAGGCACAUUUCCUUCAGUAAAGGAAACAUAAGCAGGUGAAAGCAACUUUUAUUAUCCAUUCCAUCCCCUGCAGCCAUUAGUAUUCUAAUAAUAGGUCUGGCCAAUUUCAUCUCCCUGUAGGGCAGAUCUUUAGAGGAUGCUAGUAGCUCCAGAUGAAAAGGGAUUGGUAUACACAAUGUAUAUGCACAAACCCACACCAAAGGCAAUUAUAAUGGCCAC